Messenger RNA from Limulus polyphemus (Atlantic horseshoe crab), 1880 nucleotides. Its product is annotated as lachesin-like. Lineage: Eukaryota; Metazoa; Arthropoda; Merostomata; Xiphosura; Limulidae. The transcript has 10 exons. Bases 125 to 1426 code for a protein of 433 amino acids. The record is from RefSeq and is a predicted model, not a curated record. Gene Ontology annotation, cellular component: neuron projection.
AAGCUCGUGAGCGACGUGUCCCUGUUUUCUCUGAGAGACUUGGCCAGUGAGGUUUGCUGAGAGAAAACCAAUAGUGUUCAUCUGAACGGUCUGAAUAUCAGUGGAAGAAAGAAGAUCUAGUAGAAUGUGGCUUAUAGUGUUAUUACUGACAGAGACGUUGCAUACAGAAGCUUCACUGCAAACUUUUACAAUAGAUGAAGAAUCAGAGCCAGAGUUUUCUAAAGCAGUUCCAAACGUCACUGUAUCUGUUGGUCGUGAUGCGCAACUGCCGUGUGUCGUGGAUAACUUGGGAUCUUACGGGGUAGCCUGGUUGAGAGUUGAAAGUAAAACCAUCCUGACUAUCCGUCAUAACGUCAUAACCGGAAAUUACAGAAUAGAUCUGAGUCAUGGAGACCGAAGAAAUUGGAUUCUUCACAUCAAGAACGUUCAGGAAUCCGAUAGGGGAGGGUACAUGUGUCAGAUAAACACGUUUCCCAUGAAAAGCCAAGUAGGGUAUCUAGACGUUGUUGUACCCCCGGUAAUUAUUGACGCCGAGAGUGAUACUGACGUUUUGGCACGUGAAGGCUCAAACGUCACAAUGAAAUGUCGCGCUAAAGGCUAUCCAGUUCCCGAGAUUACGUGGAAGAGAGAAGAUGGUCAGCCUAUAUCUGUAGGUCUUUGGCAAAAUGACCUUGAUCAAGACAUCUCAUAUAAAGGAGAACUUCUGAAAGUGACUAAAGUUAGCAGACUGCACAUGGGUGCCUAUCUGUGUAUCGCGUCCAAUGGAGUACAACCUUCAAUAAGUCGACGAGUUGUUCUACACGUACACUUUACACCUAUGAUAUGGGUUCCAAAUCAACUAAUUGGUUCUCCCAUCGAAAAUGACGUCACACUGGAGUGUCAUACUGAAGCGUAUCCGUCGUCAAUCAACUACUGGCAGACUGAAAGAGGAGACAUGAUAGUGAGUGACCACAAAUACCGUGUCAAAGACGAACACAAAACGUACAAAGUUCACAUGAAACUCAUUAUCUUGAAUAUUCAGCCAGAUGAUUUUGGAACUUAUAAGUGCCACGCCAGAAAUUCCUUAGGUUCCACAGAAGGCAACAUUCGUAUCUACGAAAUACAUCUUUCUCCAGGUAAAGAGGAGAUAACUGUUAUACCGGACAACACUUUAGGACGAGAUGACAACUUGCCUUUAAAGCAAGCAGAUACAAAAGAAUCGGCGAGAAGAAUACAAGGAGAAAACCUAGGUUUUCCUAACGAGUCCUUAAGCAGAGAAACUGGUGAUGUUUUUAAGACCCCUGGGGAUAAUCCAGGAUCUACUUCAGGGAAAAACGUCGCCGCUCUUGGGAAUAAACCUUGUAUAAUAACAUUCUGGUGUUUUACCUUUGUAAUGCAAUGCUUAUCCACACUGGCAGUGAUUAUGACCACUAGGACAGACAGAUGACGGACAAAGCCACGAUCGUUCAACUAAUGAAAUUGAGAAGCUUGUAUCAAUUCAAGUGUAUGCGUGGAAUUUCUGAUAGAUUGGGUCCGAGCCAAUAGUCAAUAGAAUUUUUAUUGUACGAGCUUGUAAUUAGAAAUUAACGUCAUUCAAACUGCUUGAAUGAUUAUAAAUAAUAAUAAAGUAUACAUUGGAAAGCCUUAAGCCGAUGCGAAUAAAAUGGUUUUCGUACACAGGCCAUGUGAUUUGUGUUUCAAAACUUAGUCUAAUUUCGGGGAGAAAUAAUGUCGUCAUCGGUAAUAUUCAUGAACAAAAAUAUCUCCCUAAGAGUUUUAAGUAACUCUACUCUUUAUGUGUAAGAUGGUAAUUAAAUGUGGGUAAACUGGAAAACUUACAUAAUGUUGUGGUCAGUGUGACGUUUAUUGGUCAAACUAUUGUCUCCGUUAUAGAUAUGUAU